Molecule: messenger RNA, 1087 nt
Organism: Zalophus californianus (California sea lion)
Lineage: Eukaryota; Metazoa; Chordata; Mammalia; Carnivora; Otariidae
Gene: NUDT5
Product: nudix hydrolase 5
Exons: 10
Coding region: 298-957 (219 amino acids)
Biological process (GO): ribose phosphate metabolic process; nucleoside phosphate metabolic process
Cellular component (GO): nucleus
Molecular function (GO): ADP-ribose diphosphatase activity
Source: RefSeq, a predicted model, not a curated record
GCGGACUGGGCUCGAGUCCCGGAAAGCGAGGGGGCGGAAAGGAGGGCCAGUUUAGAGAAAACCAGAGACUGGUGUAGAAGAGCUUGGGCUCUUCGGAGUAGAGAAAGCAGGAAACACCGCAGUUACCUGUUCGUGGGAGUGCAGUGGUUGAAGCAUCUGCAAAGGGGGGAAUGGCACCUCCCCGUUCGUGGAGGAGGAUUGUGAGAGGGAGAGAAUCCUGUCGGUCCGCUCCUGGGGAGUUCGACUUUGAAGCGUGACCUUCCUGCCUGAGGACUAUAAAGACUAAGUACUUUGAAAAUGGAAAACCAAGAACCAGCGGAUCCUUCUCAAAAUACCAAACAGUCUAUUAUUUCAGAGGAGUUAAUUUCAGAAGGAAAAUGGGUCAAGCUUGAAAAAACAACGUACAUGGAUCCUACUGGGAAAAUAAGAACUUGGGAAACUGUGAAACGUACAACCAGGAAAGGACAGUCGGCUGAUGGCGUGGCGGUCAUCCCAGUGCUGCAGCGGACUCUUCAUUACGAGUGCAUCGUUCUGGUGAAGCAGUUCCGGCCACCGAUGGGAGGCUACUGCCUAGAAUUCCCUGCAGGUCUCAUCGAUGAUAAUGAGAGCCCAGAAGCAGCGGCUCUUCGGGAGCUUGAGGAAGAAACUGGCUACAAAGGUGAUGUUGCAGAGUGUUCUCCAGCUGUAUGUAUGGAUCCAGGUCUGACAAACUGUACCACACACAUCGUGACGGUGACUAUUAAUGGGGAUGAUGCUGAAAACGUGAGGCCUAAGCCGAAGCCAGGAGAUGGAGAAUUUGUCGAAGUAAUUUCCUUACCAAAGAAUGACCUGCUGAAGAGACUUGAUGCUCUGGUAGCUGAAGAACAUCUGACCGUGGACGCCAGGGUCUAUUCCUAUGCUCUGGCACUGAAACAUGCAAACACGAAGCCGUUUGAAGUGCCUUUCCUGAAGUUUUAAGGCCAAAGGACAGUAGCCAUGUUUUUAUAAAUAAGACCACCAGGCCUCCUUCACUAAGACUUUGUAUUCAGCUUAGCUUACUGUAGACUUGAAAUUAGCUUUUUUCAUUAAAUAAAAGCAACACAGAAUA